Molecule: messenger RNA, 3102 nt
Organism: Porites evermanni
Lineage: Eukaryota; Metazoa; Cnidaria; Anthozoa; Scleractinia; Poritidae
Source: the annotation of a GenBank genome assembly
AUGGAGGGGACUGUAGCAGGAGUAAGAAUUGUUCCACCCGUAGUGGAAUUUUUCGAUGCUGAAACAGAUGUUGUGCAUCAAAUGACACUAACUGUACAGAACCUUAGCAAGUCUUCCAAAGUCAUCCGAUUUCAUGGUCCUGCUUCGAAAGUAAGUACCCUUUGUUACCUUAGUUUUAAAGGAGUUAUGGAUAGGUCCUAUAUGGUAGAAUAACUUGUGUAUAAAUAAGCUGAUGUGAUGCAGAAUUCUGCUUUAUCAGUUAAUAAAGUAGACGUAAACAGCAUUUUUGCAGAUUGUAUUUUUGGGUCACCUUGAUCUAUGAGGCCAGCUGGGUUGUGCAGAAAUUUAGCUGUAGAGCCUUUCACUACCACCUGAUUUACUUCUAGUCGACAGAUACUUAAUAAAACAAAAUAUUCGUUUUUUUAUUGCAUAGCAAUUGAGGUUUAAUAAUAAAAUCGUAAGAACAGAAUUUGCAGAAUGUUUAUAGGCUUAAUUAAGUCUUACGCUGAGUGUUAUUUUAUACGUGAUUGUAAGUAACUUAAAUGCACGUCGAUACUUGUACUAAGCUAACCCUCAAUGUUUUCGUAGCUGUAUCCUCACAGACGAUUUUUUCCACUAAAUAGAGGUUUGUCUUUCAUAAAUUUAUAUUGGAAGAAAAUUAAAAUAAAUUUUCAAGGGUUGUAUGUACUUGAGGUUGUGCCAGCUUGGUGUUAUUUUCCACCACCCACUGUACAUGUUGGGUCUGAUAUUAAACUUAAGGUUUUGCUGUAAUUGUUUAAAUUUGUCAGAAUACAUUACAAAUAUUAUGUUAAAUAUUAUUAUUAAUGGAGCCGAAACCAAUUGUGGAAUUGCACGCAUUUUAGGCAUCCUACUGAUGAACAGUUGGGACACGUAGAUAUAUUUUUUAGCGACUACUAUAAUUUGCAGUCUGUCUACUUUAAAUUAUUAUUUAGCCAGAUGAAUUUUAAUUUUUCUGCCUUUUUUUCUAGUGUUUCCGCUUAAAAGUGAAAAAUCCUGACCAUGCUAUAGCCCCAGGGUUAGAAGUGUCUGCAUUAGUUGAAUAUUACACCACAAGGGCUGAAAAUGCUCAAGAUAGAGUUAUACUUGUUGCCGACAAUGAUGUUGUGGAGAUUCCUCUAAUGGCGUAAGUAACUUGUGCUUUCUCUCGUUAUCUCUUGGUAUCUGACACACACAAGAGUCCAGGGUUAAUUUAUGCUGCACAAUUUACUGAGCUGAUAUUUCUUUCCUCACUCUAAGCAUGUGUAAUCAAAUGGUGACGAGUAAAAUUAGGGAAUAAUUUCAUGAGCGUUUUGUCCAAAUCCUUAUAAUUUCCCGAACCUUUAGGCAAGGGAAAUUAUUAGGAUUUGGACAAAAGACAAGUGAAAUUAUUCCCAAAUUUCACGAGUAUACCAUUUGAUUACCUAUUAACAUCAUAGGUGAAGAAUUACGUUAGCAAUCUUGGAUUUUUAGCAUGUUUAUCCUGGAUCGUAUCAAUCAAGAACUCCUGCACUCUCUCAAACGUUUAGAGCUUAAAUUUGGCUUAAGUUCAGAGUUUUUCGACAAAAUACCUGUUAUAAUUCUAUUUGAUGUGCUCUUUCGUGUGUUCAGGUUUUCUAAAGCGUCUUUUUGUGCCCUGACAUCUUCAUUCACUUCAUCGCCAUCUUGACACUGAGACGUACAGAAGGUUGCUACGGCAAUUUUGUAAUUUCACAUGUGAAAUUACAAAUUAACGCUGAAAUUUCGGGCCAAAAUUAAGGAGUAAUUCGUCACCUAUCAUAUUAUAGUAAUAAUUUGCUGAGAUGAAUGGUGGCCUAAUAUUAGCUUGGUUUUCAGAACAGGUGUCUUUGGUUCCACUGUGUUUUCUGUAAAAAUAUACCAAAAAAGUGGCAAUGAUAACAAACUAUACAUGUAUGUACAUGUAUGUUGGAGUUAAUGUUUUAUUUUAGUUAAUUUUUGUUUUCCUUUCUCUCAAUUUCAUUAGCAUACAUUUUGUUUUUCCUUUGUCCCAAAUUCAUUAGCAUACAUUAUCAUACCCAAAAACAAUGGAAAAAUAGAAAAAAAAAUUAUCUGCAACAUAUAUAUGUUAAAGGUCAAAAUUAAAUUUGGGUUAAAAAGUUCUUAAACUAGGUUGAUUCUCAAUUUCCUUUGUCUCCUAGCCCUAAUUAUUUACUAUCCAGGGGAUAAGUGUUAACCAUUGUGUUCUGCGCUGGACAGAAAUUGAUCCAGUUGAUAUGUAGUUCAUUUUUUAUCUCAGGUAAUUUUUAUUUUUCCUAUGUUUCAACUUCAUUAGUAUACAUGUACAGUACCAUAACCCAAAACAAAAGAAAAACAAAAAUGAGCUGAGAUAAAAAAAAUAACUACAACAGAUACAUGUACAAGUGUAGUGUUAUCCAUGGUCCAGGAAAUUUCAACAACAAGUUUAAUACCUUUGUUUCCUCUAAUAUCUGAAAGAAUAUAAAACUUCUUUAAGCGAGCUAGAGCUGUACUCACAAAGAUUUCAAGUUCCUUAAUGUUUGCAAUUGAUUAGUGUGGAAGUUCCUUUGUUUCCUAUGAAAGUAGGCGGGGGUUAAGCUUAAAGUAGCUGAAGGAAAUACCCAGCCCCUGGCAGCCCUGUUGUUCAGCAUCACUGCACUUUUCAAAAACAGGCAAACUCUGAAGUUCAAAAGCUGCCUUCACAAUAAUUAGGUUUUUCACUGCUGUCAAUCAUAAUUAUGAUCACAACUUAAUGAACCUUGAAACACAGAAACACACAAAACAGAUCAAAAUUCACUAAUCACAAAUCAGAAACCAUGACCUUUUGAACCCAUUGAAGUGAACUUCUGUUUCCCAAGACGGGCGCUGAGAUGAUUGAUGGCAGUGACAAGUGCAAACGUCAGUUGACUUUUGAACUUCAGAACUUGCAUGUUGAUGAAAGUGCAGGAAAGCGUGAAAAACAAAAAAAAUAAUGUGCGAUAUUUUCUUUUCCUCUUUGUCGUUAGAUACACCCCAUCACCUCAGUUAGAACUGAGUGGUCCUGCAGAUUUUGGUGUGACAGUAGCAGAUGGGAAAGUAUUAAGGCAGGAAAUUUUUGUCUUAAAUGAAGGAUCAUUGCCCGGAGAGUUU